UAUUUUAAAAUGUCUGCAGAGGCCAAAAAUGUUUCAAAUUAUUCCGAUGCAAUUUCCUACGUAAAAGACGACUUGUCAACCGAGGUGAAACACAUAAAAAGACGGAAAGAAAGAUUUCAGGGUAACUUUUUCUCAUACAUAACAUGUUACAUUAACUCCAUUGCUCAUAGAAUGAUUGCAAUUGCCUAUUAAGUAACCUAUAACCUAGAAAAAAAUGAAGUAUAAACAACAAUGUACACCGAUAUAUAUUUUAAUUUGUUGGUUGAUUCCAUUGUCUGCAGUAUUCCUAAGCGCUGUAACUGGUGUGUCGAUGCUCAUUGGUUUUGGAAGUGCAGUGGCAGCAUCAAAAAAGAAAGAUCCAAAGUUUUUCAAUGAGGGCAUAGCAGGAUUCAAAGGAAUGACUGAGACUGGUGGUUCUCUGGCAAUGAGAGCCUUGGGAUGGGGCACGGCUUAUGCCAUUACAGGAUGUGGCAUAUUGUUCUAUAGCAUCUGGAAAAUAUCUGGAGCUAGCACUGCUGAAGAAUUUCGAAUAAAAAUGGGAUCCAUUCUACCAAGAAUACCAAAGAACAAUCCUCCAAGAAGCAGAACAGAUUUCGAAGGAUUGACAGAUUUGAUGACCUACAUUUCAGAGGAUUGGGGCAAAAGAAAAGACCAGGGCACGAACAGUACAUAGACAGUUAUCCUCUACCGGCAUUGCAAACAUCUAAACACUCCUGUCGAUAAUCUAGAAGGUGUUGACAUCUGUCGGCGUAAUCGACCGUUCCAACCGACACCAAAAAGCUUACUGUACCUUUACUAGUAAAUAAAUUCAGCGGUAGCUUAAAUUAAGACUACCCUAUCAAAAUGUUCGCUACAGGAUGCAUGAAUUAACCGUAAUAAUUCAUAUAAGUGAAUCCCUUAUGAAAAAAUGCAGCUUCGUUGCAAUUAGGUCGCGAAAAAGGGGUUAGGACAAAUAACGCUUUCCCUUCAGGCCAUUGACAAAAUUAUAAAUAAACUAAAUAACGAUGGUUGAAGCAAGAGAUCUUCAGAACAAAAGACCGGUCCAAGAAGGAAAAAGUAUAUUUCGAAUAAGAUUUUAGCGCAGCCUCCUACAAACUUCUGAGAAAAAGCUAACUAUUACAUGUAUGUAUAUACUUCGGUAAACUCAUCCCAAAGCAGCAUUAGGUUGGUCCGCUCAUUUUCGUGUCACUGAUGACGCGCGAUUGGUGAAUAGUAAUCGUUCACAGGUCGAAAUUAUAAAAGCAAAUGAAUGCUCACUCAGUUAGCCAAUUUGCUUUGACGUAGUACCAUUUAAAAAACUACUCAACUACGACGUUAAUUUUCAGUUCCAAAAAUGAGUCAUACAGAGAUACAUCCGAUGAUGAUCUACAGGCUCUUCCGUUUCCACUGUGCAUAUUUAUUCAUUACGAUAUGAAAAAUAAAUGUCAAAAGACGUACUCCGAGACGCAAAUCCGAAAGAAAGUAUCUAUUGAGAAUUUGAUAGUCACAUAUUUUUUAAUACAAAAAACGCUUGUGCUAUAUUCGUAAAUAUUUUUUAAUGUAUAAUCGUAAAAAAAAAAGUAUAUUUUUCGAGCAAGGCGUAAAUAUGUAUACGUUUUGUCUUCUGACACUCGUGAAGUCAUAAGGUACAUAUUAUACAACAAGUUUGUUAAGCACCAUUUUCAAAUAUUCCAUGUAAAUGUAAACCAGGAGAAAAAUUCUUCGACGUUCACUAACAAUUCCCCAUAGUUGAAAUGUAAAAUUGCUCCAGCAGUCAAUUUGAAUUAUUUAUUGUCCAAAAGAAUGACAAAGAAUUGAAUUGCAUUCUCGAUACGUACUGGAAUAA
This is a messenger RNA of Cephus cinctus (wheat stem sawfly), 1825 nucleotides long. RefSeq names its product transmembrane protein 242. Bases 215 to 673 code for a protein of 152 amino acids. The transcript has 3 exons. The record is from RefSeq and is a predicted model, not a curated record. NCBI's taxonomy places the organism in Eukaryota, Metazoa, Arthropoda, Insecta, Hymenoptera, Cephidae.